This is a messenger RNA of Aedes albopictus (Asian tiger mosquito), 6074 nucleotides long. RefSeq lists its product as uncharacterized. The record is from RefSeq and is a predicted model, not a curated record. The coding region runs from base 646 to 2013 and encodes 455 amino acids. Lineage: Eukaryota; Metazoa; Arthropoda; Insecta; Diptera; Culicidae. The transcript has a single exon.
CACUUCAUUCCUUGCUUGGCGCUUCUACGAGUCGGUCGACAAGUUUCCCGGUCUCAUCGCACGGCACUUUUGCAGUGAUUAAUUUCGAUCUUUUCCCCACCAACCGUGUGGGUUUUUUGGUCCGGUUAUUAAGCAGUGUUUCAGUAGUGCAAAUUGUGCUUAGGCGAUUGCGCUUGCGAAGGAAGCGAGCUAAAUAUUUAGCAUCGUGCCACAGUGAUUAAAAGAUCGCCAUCAGUAUAAACGGCGUUCUAUUUUGUUCGCAUCAAAAGCAUUCAAGCAGAAGUCAACCCGUUUUGGCUUCUACCUACAUACAGUGCGGACGGUCUGCUGCUACAGUCAACACGAACAAUAAAGGAUAAGUAGCAAUCUUUCCAUUAUCUCCACACCCCUUUGAAUUGCCUUUGCGUUUCGAACCGAGUUUUGAUUUCAAGGUUGUUGUUCAUUUCGGUUCUGUCUCUCUCCCAAUAGGGUGAACCAAAAAGUGUACUCUAAUAAAUCCACGGUUUUUUUAUAUUAUUUUUUUUUUCUUCGGUGGCGUAUAGAGUGUGAGUCCAAAUAAAGAUCACUCUUGGACCGUUGUUGUUAUUGCUUGUAUUUUCCCUUUGUAAAUCAAAUUGAACUUCCGCGGUUGAAUUAUUUUACCGCAUGGACGAAUCUAAUGGAGGCGAAACGCCUCCCAAUGAUAUCAUUGCUCGUACGAGGUUUUAUCAGCCAUCUUCGCCUGGGCCUUGGGUUGUCUAUUUCCGGCGCAAAUGCAAACCAUUGAAUAUGCUUUCGAUUUCUCGAGAGCUGACGCGUAAGUAUCCUGGGACCGUUAUUCACCAAGUGAAAGCAUCCAAGCUGCGUGUUACCGCACCUAGCUACAAAGCAGCAAAUGAAAUUGCUCAACACGAAGCGUUUACUGUUGAAUACGCCGUCUAUGUGCCAGCACGAGAAGUGGAGGUGGAGGGGAAGAUCCUCGACGAAAUGCUGACAUGUGAGGACAUCAAGACCGGCUUUGGUCGAUUCAAAAAUAGGUCAAUUCCUGAUGUGGCUAUCCUAGACUGUAAACGCUUAUCUACGGUUUCCAUGGAAGGAAAUAACAAGGUGUACUCGCCUUCAGCGUUUUUUCGAGUGACUUUUCCAGGUUCCGUCCUCCCGGAAUUUGUUGUAAUCGAUGGUGGUUUUUACCCAGUGCGUCUUUUUAGGCCGAAGGUUUUUAAUUGUACCAAAUGCAAGCAGUUUGGUCACAGUGAUAGUUUUUGCGACAACAAGCCCCGUUGUGGCAAAUGCAACCAAGCUCAUUUGGAGGACUCUUGCACACAGGAAGCGGAAAAAUGCAGCUACUGUGGCGGAGAUCCGCACGACUUGCACGUUUGCCCAGCUUACAAAAGGCGCACUCGAAAUGAGAGUCGCUCUAUCAUUAGGCGCUCCAAACAGACCUAUGCGGAGAUGGUGAAAUCUUUUAAAACACCAGAUUCCGUGUCUGAAUCAGCUGUCCCAGUUGGAAAUCCCUUUCAAGAGUUGUCUUCUGAUGAUCAGGACGAUGACGAAACUCAUGAGGGUGGAUCUUCUUCGGAGGUACACGCACCUGGAAAAAGGAAGUCAUCAUCUUCCCCAGGACUGCGCCGAAAGGUCUUUUUAAAAUCUACCCUCAAAAGUUUGCCUAAUACGAAAGGAGGCGGAGUAAAUUUGAAAAUUCCGAAGAAACAGGUCCCUGAUUGCUCAGUUCCAUGCUGUAGUAAAGACCUAGUGACCCCGCCUCCAACUGUUAAAUACACUUCAAAAAGAAGCCUUCAACAAGGUAGCAAGAAAAAAGCUACAAAAGCUCCUCGAACUCCAACUAAACCCUCCAAGCCCAAACGAGGACUGCUUACUUUCAGGGCUCUUGUGGAUCGCUUAUAUGAUGCCCUCGGUCUUUCUGACUCCUUCAGAGGCAUACUUGACAUUUUUCUCCCAGCAGUAGAAGAGUAUCUUCGGAAUCUGACUAUUUCAUGGCCCCUCCUUGCUGCGAUCAUAUCUUUCGAUGGAUAAUUUAUCAAGUGAGGUUCAAGAUAUGAUCACUGUGCUACAGUGGAACUGUCAUAGUUUAAAACCUAAAUUAGACCUGUUUAAAUAUUUGAUUCACAGCUCUGAUUGUGAUAUAUUUGCACUUUGUGAAACAUGGCUUUCUUCUGAAGAUGAACUCAACUUCCACGAUUUUAACAUUAUACGCCAGGAUCGAGAUGACCAUUAUGGGGGAGUACUCUUGGGGAUCAAAAAAGGCUACUCAUUUUAUAGCAUUCCAAUCCCGACUCAACCUGGAGUAGAAAUUGUCGCUUGCCAAAUAAACGUAAAAGGUAAAGAUCUUUGCGUAGCUUCCGUUUACAUUCCUCCAAGAAUUUCAAUUAGCCGCCGUCAUCUUUGGAAUGCAGUUUCUGCACUAUCACAUCCAGUUCUAAUUCUGGGUGAUAUGAAUUCACGUGGUACUGGGUGGGGCGAGCCAUAUGACGAUCGCAGAGCGGCUAUUUUCUAUGAUUUGUGCGACGAUUUCACUUUGAACGUUUUGAAUACAGGUGAAGUGACACGCAUUGCAUCCGACGGUAGAGAAAGUCGGCUUGACCUUUCUUUGGGAUCAAGUUCACUAUCAUUCGAUUGCUCGUGGAAGGUGAUCGAAGAUCCUCAUGGUAGUGAUCACUUGCCCAUUAUAACCACCAUAAAACAUAAUUGCGAAAGGUCAGACGAGCCAAUUCAGGUUCCUUUUGACCUCACUAGGAAUAUCGAUUGGCAAAAGUAUGCAGAAGCGGUAUCUUUUGGAGUUGAAUCAUCCAAUCCUCUCCCACCUUUGGAUGAGUAUCGAUUCCUGUCUGAACUGAUUUACAGAAGUGCAUUAGAAUCACAAAAACGACGCGUUCCAAGUGCAACCUUCAAAAGAAGACCAGCCACACUUGGCUGGGAUGAUGAUUGCACUCAAUUGUAUCUUAAAAAAUCUGAUGCCUUCAAAGCUUUUCGUAGGCAUGGCACCUCGGAUCUUUAUCAAGAAUACGAAAAACUUGAAAGACAACUGAGGAACUUGCUAAAAGCGAAAAAGCGUAGUUAUUGGCGACACUUCAUUGAGGGUCUCUCAAGAGAAACUUCGAUGACAACGCUUUGGAGAGUGGCUCGCAACAUGCGAAACCGCUCAUCUUCUAAUGAGAGUGACGAAUACUCCAACCGUUGGAUAUUCAGUUUCGCGAAAAAAGUCUGCCCAGACUCAGUCCCAGCACGACCAAUUUCUUGGGAAUCAAUCUCAAGAGACGGUUCUCUGGACAGACCAUUCUCAAUGCUGGAAUUUUCUAUAGCUCUUCUUUCAUCAAACAAUUCUUCUCCGGGACGCGAUAUGAUAAAGUUCAAUCUUCUUAAGAAUCUCCCAGAUAUCGCAAAAAGACGAUUACUAGACCUGUUCAACUCAUUCAUGGAGGACAACAUCGUUCCGCAUGAAUGGAGACAGGUCAAAGUAAUAGCUAUUCAAAAGCCUGGUAAACCAGCGUCUGAUCAUAAUUCAUACCGCCCAAUUGCUAUGUUAUCAUGUUUAAGGAAAUUGUUGGAAAAAAUGAUCCUAUCGCGACUCGACCAUUGGGUUGAAUCGAAUAACUUGCUUUCAAAUACACAAUUCGGGUUCCGCAAGGGCAAAGGAACAAACGAUUGUCUAGCGUUGCUUUCAACAGAUAUUCAACUGGCCUUUGCGGAAAAGGAGCAAUUGGCUUCAGUUUUCUUGGAUAUUAAGGGCGCUUUUGAUUCAGUUUCCAUAGAAAUAUUGUCAGAAAAACUGCACAAUAGUGGACUACCCGGACUUUUAAACAAUUUCUUGUAUAAUUUGUUGUCAGAAAAACAUAUGAGCUUCAAUCUCGGACAACUGACAACUUCCAGAAUUAGUUACAUGGGCCUACCCCAAGGCUCAUGUUUAAGUCCCUUGCUUUAUAAUUUUUACGUGAAAGACAUUGAUAGCUGUCUGGAAGGACAAUGCACGCUAAGACAACUUGCAGAUGAUGCUGUGGUUUCUCUAAAAGGCCCACAUGCAGAAAUGUUGCAAAGACCAUUGCAAAGCUCCUUAAACAAUCUGUCCAUUUGGGCAAGAGAUUUGGGGAUCGAGUUUGCUCCGCAAAAAACUCAAUUGGUUGUGUUUUCCAGAAAGCGGAACCCAGCCCAACUGAAACUCAAUCUUUUGGGAAUAGAAAUCGACCAAUCUUUGACUUCGAAAUACCUUGGGGUCUGGUUUGAUUCAAAAGGCACUUGGGGUACCCAAACUAAGUAUUUGGUGCAAAAAUGUCAGCAAAGGAUCAAUUUUCUACGCACAAUUACCGGAACAUGGUGGGGUGCUCACCCGGAAGACCUCAUAAAACUUUACAAAACGACUAUUCUCUCGGUUCUCGAGUAUGGCUCUUUCUGUUUCCACUCAGCAGCAAACUGCCACCUAAUAAAAUUGGAACGAAUUCAAUAUCGUUGUCUGCGCAUUGCCCUCGGCUGCAUGCACUCAACGCAUAAUGCGAGCCUAGAGGUCCUGGCAGGGGUGAAACCUCUCCAGAACCGCUUCUGGGAGCUCUCGCUAAGGUUACUUAUCAAGUGUGGAGUGAGCAACACACUUGUUAUCGAAAACUUCGAAGAAAUGCUCAAUCUGAACACUCAGUCAAAAUUCAUGAGAAUCUAUCUUUUCUACAUGUCAUCUGAUAUAAGCCUCGCAGGUUAUAAUCCUCCUCGUGUACACUUCACCAAUGACAGUUCCUCUGUUAAAUACGAUCUGUCCAUGAAAGAAGCUAUUCUUGGAAUACCAGAUCAACUUCGGUGUAUAUCUAUUCCUCGCAUUUUUAAUGAAAAGUACCAAAAUGUCAAUUCCUGCAAGAGAUUUUUCACAGAUGGGUCUCGCAUUAAUGGAUCCACUGGCUUCGGUGUCUUCAACGAAAACUCCACUGCCUUCCGUAAACUUCAGGAACCUUGUUCGGUUUAUGUUGCUGAGCUGGCAGCAAUCAACUUCGCUUUGGGGAUGAUUUCCAACAUGCCCGUAGACCAUUUCUUCAUCUUCUCGGAUAGCCUUAGUUCGAUUGAGGCACUCCGGUCGAUGAAACCUGUAAAACAUCCAUCUUACUUUCUUACAAAAAUAAGGGAGCAGAUGGGUGCACUGGUCGAAAGAUCCUACAAGAUUACCUUUGUAUGGGUCCCCUCACAUUGCUUAAUUUAUGGCAAUGAGAAGGCGGACUCUCUCGCAAAGGUGGGCGCUCAGGAAGGCGAGAUCUAUGAUAGAAGAAUCGCACAUGAUGAAUUUUUCCAAUUUGUUCGUCAGAGUUGUCUUCAAAGUUGGCAAAAUGAUUGGCGAGAUGGCCAGCUGGGACGGUGGUUACAUUCCAUUAUUCCUAAUGUUUCUUUGCGAGCGUGGUGGCAUGGUUUGGAUGUAAGUCGAAAUUUCAUUCGUGUGAUGUCAAGACUUAUGUCCAACCAUUACUCGCUAGACGCGCAUUUACACAGGAUAAACCUCGCGUUGAGCAAUGUUUGUACUAAGUGCGGUUCCGGUUAUGACGACAUCGACCACGUAGUUUGGCAAUGCCCGGAUAAUGACGCCUCCAGAGCGCUACUAUUGGAUACCCUUGAGGCCCGAGGUAGACAACCCUUUGCUCCAGUAAGAGAUGUGUUGGGAACCCGCGAUCUAAUCUAUAUGCGGUCCAUUUAUGAGUUUCUUCGCAUGUGUUGUAUAAAGGUUUAAUCUCCCUGUGUUUUUUUUUUCGCUUCAGUUUUUUUUUCUCUGUGUUUUGUCCUUUUGUGUUUUGUUCCUGGCCAUCCGGCAGAUGAGAAUCCGUGACAAGCCCAUGCCACCACCAGAGGCGAUACCGAAACCAACAAACUAAGAUACCUCCCGGAUGUGCUACAACGAACCCUGAAACCUUAUCCUCACCAUGCCUUUCCUCAAAAUGAUGUGACCCGCUAACCUCGAGCAGCCACGAGUACCCUGGCCUCCUCCCAGUACUAACAUACUUAAGAAAGCAAUAAGUUGUAUGUAAUUAUAUACAAAAAAUGAAUUUCGGCUCCGUGAAGCGUUACACGCGAUUGAGCCAUAAAUAAACGAACUAGAUAAAAAAAAAAAAAAU